This is a messenger RNA of Lolium perenne, 748 nucleotides long. RefSeq lists its product as uncharacterized. NCBI's taxonomy places the organism in Eukaryota, Viridiplantae, Streptophyta, Magnoliopsida, Poales, Poaceae. The record is from RefSeq and is a predicted model, not a curated record. Gene Ontology annotation, biological process: protein N-linked glycosylation.
GCGACCGCAGCAGCUCGGCGUCGUAGAUCUCACCACUCACCUCGCGAGACCUCGGAGACCGGACUGGGGUUGGGGAAGAAGCAGCAGCGCCAAAACCCUACUGCGCCCUCGAGCUCGUGCGCUGCCGCCUUCAGAUCUCGCUCCGAUCCAGAUCUGGUGUCGCAGAUGGCGAGCACGGGGCGGUCGAUGCUGCUGUCGCUGCUGCUGUUCGCGGUGACGCUGUCGCUGCUGGAGAUGUACCGGGGCUGGUUCGCCUCGUCGGAGCUCAAGACCAUCGCCGGCGGAUUCGUCAGCUCCCUCCUCUUCCUCCUCCUCCUCACCUUUAUUGGGAAUUACCAAGAAACAAGUGGCGUCAGAACUGGGUGGGGUGCAGUUGUUGUAGCAGAACUUGUUGCUCUUAUUGUAGCUGGUACUGUCCACCGCGUUUGUAUCACAACAUGCUUCCUAUUCUCUGCGGGGAUCCUCUACGAGGUUGACAAGCUCUCCGGGAUGAUCCUUGCGAGGAGCGAGUCCAAAGCGAGGCGGUACUAAGGAUACAUUGUUAUCUCCAGGAUGACCCUGUUUUGUAGAUUGAAUGAAAAACUAAUAUCCACACCUUCCAUCAGACUUCCCUACCCAAUUACUAGCUUUCUUUUUGUAAGGCAUAUAUAGAAUUUGUUUGAACUCCGGGUACUCGUCGCCGCCGCCGUGUCUGCUGAGGCGUCACGUGUUGGUUUUGAUCUAAUCGGAGUUGUUGUUGACCAGGUAA